GGAUUUGUUGGUUCUGUGUGGUGGUUUGAUAACGUGAACGUUGGGUUUUUGGAGUACUUGUGGGUUUUUUUGGCUAUGGGUCAAGGUUGGAAAAGGUUAUCUUUGCUAGUAGUCUUCUUGUUUUGGAGGAAUGCUGAUGGAUUUAAAAGUGGAGCAUAUUCAGAGUCCCAUCAUGGGUGGGGUCAGCCUUCUGAUGGUCUUACCCCCCAUGCAGUCCAGUCUUCCAUGUCAGAGGUCCAUGUGACUGGGACUUUGCCUGUUGAAGAAGUGGGCUCCAGUUUGUUCCCUACUAAGCCCCUGAAGAGCAAGUCAAAAUGGAAUCUAGCUCAGUUUGUCAAAGGUGGUUCCAGCAGCUAUCCAUCAAUGCCCGAUGCCCAGGCUACUCCAAGCAGCUCUGUAUCAGUUUCCUUGCCUCUGUCCCGGAAUCAACAGUCUUCAAGCAGUUUUGCGUCCUCUGGAUCAACUGUUCCAGGUGUUACUGGGGGACUACGUUUGGUGACCCAAUAUGCUGCAAGUGGUUCUAGACCAGUUUCUACCCUAAGAGAGAGAAGUAGCUAUCCUGCCCAGCUUGGUGUUUCUAGCCAAUCCACCAGUGAUUCUUUGCAUGUGUCCAGCUCCCAAGAAACCCAAAGUGCUUUCAGUCAGUCCACCAGUAUCUUGAGUUCCCAAAAGCAAUAUAGUGCUGCCUCUCAGGUCAGCUCUGGGGCUCAGCUUGGGGCCUCUACUGGUUUGCUCCCGCAGAGAAUGAGCAGCUCUUCCAGUGGUUCUGUCCAGUCUCCAGGUAGCACAAGUCAGUUUGCCCUCGGGUCUUACCCAUUUGCUGCAAGUGUGUCACUGUCCUCCCCACAAGCUGGUCCAUCUACUGUUCUGGGUCCUCAGAAGCAGCUGACCUCUACCUACACUGGCAGCUCUGGCACCCAGGCAGGAUCCUCUACUCCCUUCACCCUGCAUGGAAGUCCUGCUUAUGGAUCAAGUCAGCCUCAAGGUACCACAAGUCUGUCUGCCCCUGGGUCUCCAUCCUCCUAUCCAGGUUUAUCCCAGUCCUCACCCCAAGGUGUUGCCAGUCAAUCUAGUUCACAGAAGCGGCUUACCUCCGUCUACCAGAUCAGUUCUGGGCCUCAGCUUGGGGCCUCUACUGGUUUGCUCCCGCAGAGAAUGAGCAGCUCUUCCAGUGGUUCUGUCCAGUCUCCAGGUAGCACAAGUCAGUUUGCCCUCGGGUCUUACCCAUUUGCUGCAAGUGUGUCACUGUCCUCCCCACAAGCUGGUCCAUCUACUGUUCUGGGUCCUCAGAAGCAGCUGACCUCUACCUACACUGGCAGCUCUGGCACCCAGGCAGGAUCCUCUACUCCCUUCACCCUGCAUGGAAGCCCUGCUUAUGGUGGAUCAAGUCAACUUCAAGACAUGAGUCACUUUGCUGCUAGCAGUCCAUAUGGAGGCUUGUACUGCAAAUGUGCGUUGUCACCUCCAGGUGUAGACCAUCCCUCUACUUUUCAGAGUUCACAAAAGCGGUUUACCUCUAGCUAUGGAACCCAAUCAGGGUCUUCACCAUUUACUCUGCAAGGAAGUGUCACUUUUGAUGGCUCGCAGCCUCAAGGUGUUGCCAGUCAAUCUGUUCAUGGCUCUCUGAAGAAACUUCCAUCCACCUUCGUAGGCAGCUCUGGAACCCAGGUAGGGUCCUCUACUGCUAUCCUGCAGGGAGGCACUACUUAUGGUGGAUAAUCUAAGCCUGAAGAUACCGCAAGUGCGUUUGUUCCUGGGUCUCAGUCCUCUUAUGCAAGUGUAUCACGGUCUUCACCUCAAGAUGUUGCUGGUUCUGGUCCUGCUGAUUUCUCAGCAGUUUACUUCUACCUUCACCGGCAACUGAUUCAAGUGCCUUUCAGAAUUGAAACCCCAAUAAAGGUUGGAUGUCAAGCA
Messenger RNA from Carassius auratus (goldfish), 1914 nucleotides. RefSeq names its product mucin-12-like. NCBI's taxonomy places the organism in Eukaryota, Metazoa, Chordata, Actinopteri, Cypriniformes, Cyprinidae. Bases 76 to 1719 code for a protein of 547 amino acids. The record is from RefSeq and is a predicted model, not a curated record. The transcript has 3 exons.